ACGACGGCGACGACACGACGAGCACUGUCAACUGUGCGUGAGUGGUCUGUGACGUCUGUCAUGUGUCGCCUCAGUUUCUCUGUAGUGGCCGGUUCGAGAAGAGCUGCCACGAGGGAAAACCAUUCACGUACACCAGCAUACGUCUUGCAAAUUAACAGCUGAUCGCUAAUUCGACUCGCUAUGUCGUACUGCACGCGAGUUCUCCGUGCACAGAGACUGUCCGCUUUAGCGACAGAUAUACAGCAGCGAUGCUUCAGCGUGAGUCCAUUGAGCUUUGCCGCUGCAAAGGUGGCGAUGUCCAAAUUCGAUUCAACCAGCUACCUACCCUAUGACAAACUGGAAGAAAAUCUUAAAAUAGUUAAGAAGAGAUUGAAUCGGCCGCUAACUCUAUCCGAGAAAGUUUUGUAUUCCCAUAUCGAUGAACCUAACAAGCAAGAUAUCGUUCGCGGCACCAGCUAUCUCCGAUUGCGACCGGAUCGUGUCGCCAUGCAGGACGCGACUGCUCAAAUGGCGAUGUUGCAGUUUAUCAGUUCUGGAUUACCGAAAGUCGCAGUACCCUCCACCAUCCACUGCGAUCACUUGAUCGAGGCUCAGAUCGGUGGUAACGAGGAUCUGAAACGCGCCAAGGACAUCAACAAGGAAGUCUAUAACUUCCUGAAGACCGCGGGAGCUAAAUACGGCGUUGGCUUCUGGAAUCCCGGCUCCGGCAUCAUCCACCAGAUAAUUCUCGAGAAUUACGCCUUCCCCGGUCUACUGAUGAUCGGUACGGAUUCGCACACACCAAACGGAGGCGGUCUUGGCUGUCUGUGUAUCGGUGUCGGCGGUGCCGACGCUGUCGACGUCAUGGCGAACAUCCCGUGGGAGCUCAAGUGCCCCAAGGUCAUUGGCGUGAAGCUUACAGGCGAGCUCAAGGGCUGGACAAGUCCCAAGGACAUCAUUUUGAAAGUGGCCGGUAUCCUCACCGUCAAGGGCGGUACCGGCGCCAUCGUCGAGUACUUCGGACCGGGCGUUGACAGUAUCAGUUGCACCGGGAUGGCAACCAUCUGCAACAUGGGUGCCGAAAUUGGCGCGACCACCUCAAUCUUCCCGUACAACUACAGAAUGCAAGAUUACCUGAAGGCGACCGGACGUUCGGAAGUUGCUGGAGCCGCUGAUCAGCACAAGAACAGUCUGCUGACGGCCGACUCUAACGCCAAAUACGAUCAGAUCAUCGAGUUAGACCUGUCGACUCUGGAGCCGCACGUAAACGGGCCUUUCACGCCGGAUUUAGCUCAUCCAAUCUCUAAACUGGGCGAAGCUGCUAAGAAGAACGGCUGGCCAAACGAAAUCAAAGUCGGUCUGAUCGGUUCCUGCACCAACAGCUCCUACGAGGACAUGGGUCGAUGUGCGAACAUCGCCAAGCAAGCUCUGAAGCAUGGUUUGAAGGCAAAAUCCGCGUUUAACGUCACUCCUGGAUCCGAGCAGAUUCGCGCCACAAUCGAGCGCGAUGGGAUUGCACAAACACUUCGUGAAUUUGGCGGUACAGUAUUAGCCAAUGCCUGCGGACCUUGUAUCGGUCAAUGGGAUCGCCAGGAUAUCAAGAAGGGUGACAAAAAUACGAUCGUCACAUCAUACAAUCGGAACUUCACAGGUAGAAAUGACGCCAAUCCAGCGACACACGCAUUCGUUACAAGUCCCGAGCUCGUCACCGCCCUCUCCAUCGCUGGUAAACUUGACUUUGAUCCGACAAAAGACAGAUUAAAGGGCAAGGAUGGAAAGGAAUUCCUCCUGGAGAAUCCGUACGGUGACGAAUUACCUAAUCGUGGUUUUGAUCCCGGUCUGGAUACUUACGACUCUCCGCCAGCAGAUGGUAGCAAAGUUAAGGUCGAUGUAGAUACCAACAGCCAAAGAUUACAACUGCUGAAACCCUUCGACAAAUGGGACGGCAAGGACCUGGAGGACUUAACUGUUUUGAUUAAAGUCAAGGGUAAGUGCACCACGGAUCAUAUCUCCGCGGCUGGUCCAUGGCUCAAGUAUCGUGGACAUCUCGACAAUAUUUCCAACAAUAUGUUCAUUGGUGCUGUUAAUUCUGAAAAUAGCGAGAUGAAUAAGAUCAGAAAUCAACUAACGAAUGAAUGGGGUGCCGUGCCCGACGUUGCACGCGAUUACAAAAAGAAAGGCGUAAAAUGGAUCGCAGUAGGCGACGAAAAUUACGGAGAAGGUUCCUCCAGGGAGCACGCUGCUCUGGAACCACGUCAUCUUGGUGGCCGCGCCAUCAUCGUUAAGAGUUUCGCUCGUAUACAUGAGACGAAUUUGAAGAAGCAAGGUCUCUUACCUUUGACCUUCUCCAAUCCUGCUGACUACGAUAAAAUUCAGCCUAACGAUAAGAUCAGUCUUCUCGGAUUGAAGGAUCUGGCGCCUGGCAAGCCGGUCAAAGCACAAAUCAAGCAUAAGGACGGCAAAGUGGACACCAUCAGUCUGAAUCACACAAUGAACGAGCAGCAAAUCGAUUGGUUCAAAGCUGGUUCCGCCUUAAAUCGCAUGAAAGAGAUAUCGGGUGGUCAUCGAUAAGCUGAUGACCGAGUGGAUAUCCAUUCAGAAGGGUUGUCAUAUAGCGCGUAACGCAUUUGCGAAAAAGAAAAACAUAGUGAAUGAGGGAAAAGCCGACCAGGGUAAUACACCACGUCAUCAUUGUCCUUUUGGAUAAGCGAAUGAUACGGAUAUGAUUUAUGGUUUAGCCAUCGUAGCCCAAACAACGCAAACAUCUAAAAUAUAUCAUAGAAAUACUCACACUAUAAAAAUAUGAAUUUAAUUGAUGUCCAUAUAAUUCUCAUCAUGUUAAUGUUUGUAUAAACACGAAUUUAACAUGACGUGAGAGGAUAUUGGAAUCGGUUGGUAAAACAGCAAUUCUCUGUUUGUACAAACAAUAUCAAUACGGUGGAAAUUAUAUAAAUAUCGAAAUGGUGUUAAAUCCACAUCAUAUUUUUUAGAGUGCAAAAGGCAUCUCCAAAGACAAAAUUCAGAUAUACCUACUUAGGUAUAUAUUUUAGAUGUGUGAUGUCGCUAGAUAAAUUAGUUAAUUGUUGCCUUUUGCCUCACUUCUUAUUCGACAAUACUAACCGCUUACACGACGCGGAAAGGAUGUACGUUCGCAAGUGGAAACUCUUAACGGAGAUAAAGCCUUGUUCUACGUCAAUGCGUAAUUACGGUCACGUGCGCCGAUGCGCGAAUCAUGUACAGCUACGAGAAGCGUUACUACGUGUAUAUACAUAUAAUCACCAACGAGGAAACGCCAUCGUCAUUUUCUAGUUGUUAACUGAUUUUAGAAGAAUGUACUGUUUCGAAAAAAGCCAAAUAAACUAUUAGCCAACGAGCGACGCAUCCUUAA
Wasmannia auropunctata (little fire ant) is the source of this 3367-nucleotide messenger RNA. RefSeq names its product aconitate hydratase, mitochondrial-like. The coding region runs from base 181 to 2550 and encodes 789 amino acids. The transcript has 9 exons. The record is from RefSeq and is a predicted model, not a curated record. Gene Ontology annotation, molecular function: 4 iron, 4 sulfur cluster binding; aconitate hydratase activity. NCBI's taxonomy places the organism in Eukaryota, Metazoa, Arthropoda, Insecta, Hymenoptera, Formicidae. Gene Ontology annotation, cellular component: mitochondrion; cytosol. Gene Ontology annotation, biological process: tricarboxylic acid cycle.